UUUUAGAUCUACUUCAAAAACCAAAAAUGAAGCUCACAAUUACCCGUUGGUGCUUGACUCUAUUCAUCUUUCUAAAUCACCCAACCCCAAUUCUUCCUUACUCUGAAAAUGAGACCGUUACUCCCACAAUGGAGCCUGAUAUGUUUGUCUAUAUUCUGGGACGAAAGAAGAUGAUGGAUGCACAGUACAAAUGCUAUGACCGAAUGGAACAGUUGCCCCCGUACCAAGGAGAUGGUCCAUUUUGCAAUCGUACCUGGGAUGGAUGGACAUGCUGGGAUGACACACCGGCAGGAGUGCUAGCCUUUCAACACUGUCCAGAUUAUUUUCCAGACUUUGAUCCAACAGAAACAGUUACAAAAUACUGUGAUGAAAAUGGGGAUUGGUAUAAGCAUCCGGAGAAUAAUCGCACCUGGUCCAACUACAGUAUGUGCAAUGCUUUUACUCCUGAGAAGCUACAGAAUGCAUACAAUUUGUACUACUUGGCUAUUGUGGGUCAUUCUAUGUCAAUAUUCGCACUAGUGAUUUCGCUGGCAAUUUUCGUGAUUUUCAAGAACCUUAGCUGCCAAAGAGUGACUCUGCACAAGAACAUGUUUCUAACCUACAUUCUGAAUUCCAUGAUUAUUAUCAUCCACCUCGUCGAAGUAGUACCUAAUGGAGAACUUGUGAGAGAGGAUCCGUUGAGCUGCAAAAUUCUGCAUUUCUUCCACCAGUACAUGAUGUCCUGCAACUAUUUCUGGAUGCUCUGUGAAGGGAUCUAUCUUCACACACUGAUUGUGGUGGCUGUGUUCACUGAUAAACAAUAUAUGCGGUGGUAUUAUCUCCUGGGAUGGGGGUUCCCAUUGGUGCCAACCACUAUCCAUGCUGUUACUCGGGCGCUGUACUUCAAUGACAACUGCUGGCUGAGUGUGGAAACACAUCUGCUUUACAUUAUUCAUGGCCCAGUCAUGGCAGCCUUGGUGGUCAACUUCUUCUUUUUGCUCAAUAUUGUCCGGGUGCUCGUGAAAAAACUGAGACGAACCCAGGAGGCGGAAUCACAGUUGUACCUGAAGGCAGUGAGGGCCACUCUGAUCCUGGUGCCCCUGCUGGGAGUUCAGUUUGUUGUCUUUCCCUGGAGACCUUCCAACAAGGUCCUUGGGGUCAUAUAUGACUACGUGAUGCACUCUCUCAUCCACUUCCAGGGAUUCUUUGUUGCGAUAAUCUACUGUUUCUACAACAACGAGGUCCAAACCACCUUGAAGCGCCAAUGGGCCAAAUUCCAAGCCCAAUGGGGUUAUCUCUGGGGGGACGACAGCCCUAGGAGCUACCCAAUCCACACUUCAGCCUCGGCUGCAGCCCGAGCUGCGGCCCGAGCUGCGGCCAAUGCUGCAGCAGAGGGAGGGGAUAUCCCUGUUUACAUCUGCCACCAUGAGCCAAAGAACCAGUCUAUCAACCUAGGCGAAGUGGCUGAGGCCAUGGCAUUGGAAGUCAUUGAGCAAGAGUCAUCUGCUUGAAUGUGAGAGCAAUUACACAUUGUGAUCACUGAGCCGUCAUUUCCUGGAAGAAGACAGACCAUGCGUUUAAAGUGAUUCCAAUCCUUCCAGGAGCUGAUCAUACCAUUUGUGAAGAAUUAUUAUGAAAAUUUGUCCAUAGUAAAUUUGAAGAAAGAUAUCAUUGGUACUAUUGCUGUGGGAGAUAGUCUAGGAAUGGAGUCUCCCACUGCCACACUUGUGAACUCCAUCUUUCAUCCAGUACUGAGACGCUGAUGUCAUAGAAAUGCAAGCAAAGUGUCCGAGAGAAACACAAAUUAAUUUAGUUCAGAUACAGGGUGCUCCUUGUUAAUCUUGAGCCAUUUUUACCUUUGAAAAAUUAAAAUUGCUGUCAAUAUUUUUUUUUAACUCUAGAAUUUGAAUUAGGAUAUUUCUGUAUUGGGCUAUGCAUCUGAUUUCUAAUUUUUUUUAAUCGUAAAAUUCUGAUGUUAACAGAUGUUUUACCAUCCACACAACAUGGGUGAAUUACAUGACCUCUGCAAGGAAAAUUAGUUUUCUAAUAUAGAGAUGAUUAAGUAGGUAGAAGAAAGAACUGCCUUUGGCAGAAAGAUGUAAUGCUUUGAAUGAAAAAGACGAUUUGCUUUGAAAUAUUAGUUGGACCAAUUUAUUCUUUGGUUGUGUGUUUGACUUGGCUGUGAAUAAUCCUGUGCAUUGGGCAGGUCCUAAGUGCUCUAAGGAACUUGUUCAUGUUGAAAGUGCUUUGAUCACUGACAUAAAUUCAUUUGGAGGUCACAAAGAAUUCAUCACUAAAUUUUUCACAAAACUGCCAAAAAUACAAUUCCUACAGGAGAAUACUCUUCAAGAGAGUUUUCUACUUUCCAAAGCUCCAGGAUUUAUAAAACAAAUCACUCCAAGGUUUAUAAAGCAAAUUACCUCUUGCCCUUGGGUGCUAUCUAACAGUAAAAGAUAAAUUUGUUUAAGACUGGUAAUUAAAAGACUCCAUAUAAGUCCAUUAACUGCUUUUCACCUAGCUUCCAAGCU
Sorex fumeus (smoky shrew) is the source of this 2507-nucleotide messenger RNA. It is a transcript of the gene CALCR, whose product is annotated as calcitonin receptor. Bases 27 to 1490 code for a protein of 487 amino acids. Gene Ontology annotation, biological process: cell surface receptor signaling pathway; adenylate cyclase-activating G protein-coupled receptor signaling pathway; positive regulation of cytosolic calcium ion concentration. Lineage: Eukaryota; Metazoa; Chordata; Mammalia; Eulipotyphla; Soricidae. The record is from RefSeq and is a predicted model, not a curated record. Gene Ontology annotation, molecular function: calcitonin receptor activity; amylin receptor activity. The transcript is spliced from 12 exons. Gene Ontology annotation, cellular component: plasma membrane; axon.